ACAGGUACCUGCCUUACAGAUAGAGGAGGACAGGCAUAUUCCCAUUACCAGCGACAUCUUGAAACGCGGUCAGACCAUCCGCGAAUGCGAGAUAUACAUUUGUAGCAAAGCAGACAAUCACGAUGAAGCAUUUUCUAAGGUUUGACUGCAAAUUCAUUGCAUGCAGAUGGGGAAGCGAGUCUAUCCUGUGAGCAGUAACUCUCAGCAACCGGACUCAAACAGGGUACUGACCCAGUUGCUGGUGUUCUUGUACUGUAAGUGUUUGUGGCGGGGCCUAAAGUUUGUGAUCAGGAAGGUGACAGGACGAUGUGAGCUUCAACGCAUCUGUUACAAUAACAAACCCGGUGCUCGAAGGACGCUCAAGAUCGAAUCCUCACUCAAAUGUUCUAAACAUGAGCUUUUGCAGUCUGCCAUCAGCGUUCACCCAGAUUCUGUAGAGAAAACUAUUGAUGAUAUUUUGUCCCUGAAAAAGAUCAACCUUGACACUAACCCACAGCUUGGGAUCUCUCUCCAGGCUUGCCUUCUUCAGAUUGUAGGUUAUCGAAACCUAGUAGUGGAGGUGGAGAAGCUGCGUAGAGAGCCAUACGACUGUGAAAACCCAACACAUGAGGAGAUGCUCAUGAAGCUGUGGAAGGAACUCCGUCCUGAUUCUCCUCUCUCUGGACGCAUAUCCAAGCAAUGGUGUGAGAUUGGUUUCCAAGGAAACGACCCCAAGACUGAUUUCAGGGGCAUGGGUCUCUUGGGCUUGCACAACCUACUGUAUUUUGCAGAGCAUGAUAAAGCCACCGCUCUCCAAGUUCUUCAUGACUCAUUGCAGCCCAAACACAGGAACCUUUCCAAAGAGGAAGCCAGUAAGAUGAGCAAAGCUGAGUGGGACAAGAAAAAAAUUGACAAGGCGAUUGGAUACUCCUUUGCCAUAGUUGGCAUUAACAUCACAGACCUGGCAUAUUCCCUGCUCGUGAGUGGGGCUCUGAAGACUCAUCUGUACAAUGUGGCACCAGAGAUGCCAAGUCUAGUGCACUUCCAACAGACUUUCUGUUAUCUGAUGCAGGAGUUCCACAGGUUCUGGAUUGAGGAAGAUCCAUGUGACAUCAUGGAGUUCAACCGUGUGCGCACCAAAUUCUACAAGCGUGUCCUGAAGCAGCUGAAGAACCCUGACAUGGCACUGUGUCCUCACUUCACGGCCUCUGACCUUCACCUGGUCAACCUGUAGCUUCUCAUUCAUCUCAACUCUUGUGACACUUCACCUUCUCAUCCUUAAAGCCCAUGUCUCAUUACUGCCAACUGCUUAGCCGGUGUUUUUCUCACACAUUCUCUCACCAAUGUCUCCUUCAGCCCAUCUGACCAGAAGCAACUGAAGAUCACCAGCACUGCUGAAGACCAUGUUGAUUGUACGUGCGCAUGGCAACAGUGCACCUCCUUACAGCUUUCACAAUGAUUGUGAUAUUCACAGCUACUGUAUGCUGAAGUCUUAAUCAGCAUCUGAAUGUGGAUCGGAGGGAAAUCUCUCUUGAUAGGACAGGGCUCCCUAUCUACCAGUAGGUAGAGCUGUUGGUACAUAUUAGGUAAGACAGUGAGCUUCAGCCAUGCGAGAGUUUCUACCCACAUCCACCGCAGAAGGCUGCACUGAUACCAGGCACACUUAGAAACAGGUGGCCCUUGUUUGUAUACAGUAUACUUUUGGAGCUGUUAUAUGAAGGAUAACCUUUCUUUACUUAUUGUGAAUCUGUUAAAGGAACAUUCAAGGUUCAGUACAAAUUCAGCUCAAUCAACAGUACUUGUGGUAUAAUGUUGAAUAUCACAAAAAAAAUAUAUAUAAACAUAUAUAUAUAUAUAUAUAUAUAUAUAUAUAUAUAUAUAUAUGGAUGUUUGUGGUUUACAGUGAGGCACUUACAAUGGAAGUGAAUUGGGCCAAUUUGUAAACAUUAAAAUUCAAUAGUGUAGCCACAAGAUUUAAACAAUAUACAUGUUAACACAGUGUUACUAACCUUUUCUGUCAAGUAUUUUCCAAUUUUAUAACAUUUUUGCCAUGACAACCAUAAAACAACUAUAAAUACAAUGGGGCCGUUUACAUGACACCUAUUUCAACUAAAAACGGAAAACUUUUUAUGCGUUUUGGCCAUUCAUUUACACAAAAACGGCGUUUUGGUGGUCUAAAAACGCAAACUUUUGAAAACGGGUUUCAAAGUGCAAGUUUUUGAAAACGGUCUCAGUGUAAACAACAGAAACGCGAAUCUGUGAAGACGAUGACGUCAUGCACAUGCGCAUUACACGUUCAGUCUAUAGUGUUUCAUCGCCAUCUAAUGGCCGGACAGCAGAAUACAGCGUUUUUAGUCAUUUUCACGGAUUCGUAUGAAUGAGGAUCGUAUGAACUUCUCCGUUUUAAGCAUAUCGUUGUCGUGUAAACGUACCCUUAAACAGCUUGACAACUCAGAAAGUAUGUUUUAACAGUACUUUUAUAAUAUUAGAAGCUUCAAUUUUUUUAAAGAAAACAAAUGGAAGAGUCAACAUUAUUUUUUGUGGAAAUCAGCAUUUCCCACAGAUGCUGUCUGUUGAGCCUUACUUGCGUUGAACUCGGAAUAAUCCAUUAAACUGAAAUUAUUUCUGCUUGAUGCAUUAACAGAUCAUUCAUAAGUUCAUAACUAUUCUCGUCACCAUCAUAUUAUGAAUUCUUCUAUCUAACACUUACAUAGCCUACUUCAUGUUGCCAAGAAGCAGUGCUUAAAAUCAAAUAUUUAAUUGCCAAAUAUGGUAGGAUAAUGUGUGUUUUGUGAAUGUUAUCAUGCAGAGCACAUGAUUGUUUUACAAAUGUAUUAGUGUUGAUGUAAAAAAAUAUGGAAUGUUCCAUUUUUCUGUUCUAGCACCAAAGCAAUAAGUGACGUUUAGAACAGUUAGUAGAACAGUCUUGAUUUCUUUUGCACAAGUGGUGCCUCUAUUGUGUUACUAAGACACUAAUUAUAUAAUAAUUAAUGUACAUCCUAAAGUUUAGCCCUAAGUGUGAGUAUUUCAGGCUUUUUUGGUCUCUUCUGUAUUUCUUUAUCUUUUACAGUUGUCACAUCACAGAUGCAUGUUGCUUUUUUGUUUAUGUUUGUCCAUUAACCCUUUAACAUGAUGGACGGUCACAGGGUUUGCAUGAUGAUUUUGUUUUUGCCUGCAAAAAAGUUGUGUUAUCAGAAUGUCACUUAAUUUUAAUGAUGUCGUUUAUCGGUGCAAUGAAUGUCUAUGCUACUGGCAGUGUUAAGCAGCUUCUUUUUAAUAGCUAUUGGUUGAAUCGUGUUUCCACAGGAAUUUUAAUGUGUAAAAAGUGUCAUAUUUCCCAUUGCAGCACUUUUACAGAUAAAGCACUUGCUGUACAUAAAGCCUUAUAGGUGAAAUACAUCGAAACAUUAUUAAAGCUCUUCAUUACGCAUGGCUGAA
Megalobrama amblycephala (Wuchang bream) is the source of this 3417-nucleotide messenger RNA. It is a transcript of the gene elmod1, whose product is annotated as ELMO/CED-12 domain containing 1. The coding region runs from base 161 to 1213 and encodes 350 amino acids. Lineage: Eukaryota; Metazoa; Chordata; Actinopteri; Cypriniformes; Xenocyprididae. The transcript is spliced from 13 exons. Gene Ontology annotation, molecular function: GTPase activator activity. The record is from RefSeq and is a predicted model, not a curated record.